Messenger RNA from Marchantia polymorpha subsp. ruderalis, 4015 nucleotides. The record is from the annotation of a GenBank genome assembly. NCBI's taxonomy places the organism in Eukaryota, Viridiplantae, Streptophyta, Marchantiopsida, Marchantiales, Marchantiaceae.
AUCGCUCUCUAUUUCGACCGGAAGCCCUCAGCCUUCAAAUCGUGCCAAGACUAAAGUACAAAGGGCCGGAAUUGAUCAUUUGGAGGUUCGCACAGGGAGCAUUGGAGCAGAGCGGAGAACAUCAGGGUCUCGUGGAGGGUUAACAGGAAGAGCAGGCAUGUAAAAAGAUUCACUCUUGAUGAGCUUUCGAGCUCUGGCUUGGGAUCUUGCGAAGAAAGGCAUGCACGCAGCUUUCCAGCUUACAACCACCUGCUACUACCACUCCAACAGUGCAACAGAAUUGAAGGGAUCCGCUCUCGGGGUUUCUUUAAUCGGUGGGUGCCACUGGGUGGUAGCCAGAGCAGCCAGAGCAGCCAGUUUAUGGCUCUGUGCCCUAUGGAAUUCACCAGCAGGGCAGAGAUUAUGAGCCGCUUGGUGGUGGCCCCACUGGAGCCCGUCUUUCCUGGCAGACAGCACGAGGGCGCGGGCUUGGCCAUUUCUGCACAUCUGGAGGCCAAGCGAGCCGCCCCACUUUGCCCUGUGGACCCCUCAUGUUCCACACCUCUCUUAAGUGGAGACGAUUAUUUUAUUCCUUAUCCGCGAUAAACUUUGGACGCAUGUGCAGAUUUUCCGAUCCCUGCGGUCUUACGCUGUUUGUUUGUUUGUUUUCUUUUGCAUGGUGUGUUUUCAACAUCCGUGCUAGAGACUAAAGUUUCUGCGAGUGCUUUGUUCUGCUUGUUUGAACUUCGUGUCGUCUAUCCGGCCCCACCUGCCUUCGUCCAGAUUUCUAUGACCAGUUCUGAGGAUGCAGUGCAGGAUGCCUCUGGUUCCCCCCCCUGUCACAUGUUUCAUGGAUGGCCAAAGUUCACCCGAACUUCGUUACCCAUAGCACAAGUCGUCAAAUCAUGUUAUCCAUCGAGUACGGAAUUCAACUUGCGAUUGAAGUGACGGUCGCAUACAUGGUGAUUUUGAGCUUGGCGUUCAAGUACGUGUAUCUCACAUAGCCUCUUGUUGGCAUCGAUGGACUGGAACAUACUUGCACAUAUGUGACAAUAAUCUUCUCACUCCUGUUGUCGGUACGCAUCAAAACUAUUUCAAGCUGGGAUCUCCACAUGUCAUUUGGUGAGUGACGCUUUGAGUUGGGUUCAGAUUUUGUCACGAUGGUGCCCCUAGUUAGUUACUCUGUGAGAUGUCCUGUGUUAUCAGUUGAUAAAUAAAUCUAUUAAUUACAGCUAGAGAUUCAGAAGGGCUUACAGUGAGCUUCUAUUCCCGUGAAUCCCGGAAUUGUGAGUGUAAUUGGUUCUGAUUAUCUGAUUUUGAGGCUGAUGAAAUGUACAGAGAAUUUAUCUAUUUCUUCCCAGAUAACAUAAUUCCAAAGUCUUUGUAACUAUAAAAAAUCUAUCAAAUAAAUAUUGGAAUUCAAACACUUAAUCAGAGUUCCAUAUUCUAUUGUAAGUGUUUGAUGUUUUAAUGACUACUAUACAUUUUUAGAUCAAAACGUUGACACGUUUUUAAACAUUUGAUAUAAAAAAAUUCACUACUUAUGAAGUUGUGACUAAUAUCAUACACCUUUAGUAAAUAUUUUUUCAAUAUGAAACAGUCUUUUGGUAAAUUAAAAUUUCAUCAUAAAAUUUUUGAAUUUUGAAUAUCAUGUUAAUGAAACAUAAAAUGAUGUUUUCUCAGAAAAAUAUUUAAAAGAUAAAUUUAAUUUUAUGUGAAGGUUAUUAAAAUUGCAAAUCUAGAUUGUGAAUUAAAUGAUUGGUAGAAAGCACAUAGAUCAUAGGAUUACGAAUGACAUGUAUGUUUUUCCUAAAAUGGAAAGUUUUGAUGUUUUGGAAUAUAAAUUAAAUUGGAAUCUGAUAAUUUUGGUCAAUUAUAUCCAUGAAUUAUUACCACAUUAUUCACUUUAUUUCUAUUGUAAAAUAAUUAUUCAAUAUUUUUUGCUGUAACAUUCUUGUAGUUUUGUUAUGAGUAAGAAGCUUUAAAAUCUACAGUCAAGAAUAAAAUAUGCGUUUCAUAGUUUAAAUACCAUGAUUUUUAUUGUAAUCAAAAUUAUUAAAAUUUUAAACCAAAUUUAACUCAAAAUUCUUAUAAUUUAAAGAAUUUUGAUAACAUUUAAUAUAUUUAUAAGGUUGAGAUAUUACAAAGCAAUCUGUGUCAGAUAGUUUAAGGUCUAAUUUGCUAAUGAUUUAUGUACAGCAAAUUUUUUUUUGUAAAUAAAUUCAAAUACUAAUCUAACAUGGUAAGUAUGCGUUCAAAACUGUAUAUAUGAAUCCAAGGCUGCAAUCUAAGAAAGUGAACUAGAAUAUGUCCAUAAAUUCUUCGGAUAUCAUGAAAAAUGGACACGAAAUAAAUACUGUCAUGCUCAGGUUUAUGCCACAUUUCAUAAUAGUAUCAAAGAAGGGUCACACGCAAAUUUGAACUGAAAAGUAUCAAAUAUCUAGCUUAUAGCUCUAGCACUCCAAAUUAUAUUACUCAGAGACAAGGGGAGAAUCAACUAUGUCCAGCAUAGUUGGAUCAGAUGCUGCCCCCAGGAAGUUGUUCAUCAGCGUUAAUUACGAUACUAUGGUUCACACAAUCACUAGAACACUGAAUUUUGCCCCCAAGAUUGGAUCUCUUCCUCUGAAUGCUGAUCUUGAGUUGACCCCGAACACUGCAUCCCUUCGCCUGAUUUUUCGGUCUGAUUUUUGUCCCUGACAGCGGGAAGACUUGGUUAGGCCAUGGUGGUGGAAACCUCUUGACGUCACUUCUUCGGCUCCAGUUUGAAGUCCUUGAGGGUGAAAUGUCUCCCGACGCCUGAUUGAUUCGCCCUUGAAGGUGGAGAAUCUGUGCUAGUGGAUCUUUCGCUCCAUUUAUCCCUGGAGGUGAUAUGAAGAUGAUCCCUGAAGGCUCCUGGCGAAUCAUGAGCAUGACUUGUCUAUGAGUGGGCGUCCCGUUCUGUCAAUAUUUCAGCUGGAUCUGAUUUGAAAGUUUCUUCGGCCAACUAUAGAAGAUAUCCAUGAACCCUUCGUUCAUGGAUACAAGGAAACAUGCUGGCACUAUCUUGGCUCAGACCGUGAAAGGAAGCAUGUUUGCUUGCUACGUGAAGCAGAGAGUUCACAAUCAGAAAGUGGACGUAAUGUAAGGCAAGAGCUUUGACGCCGAAUCCUCUUGAGGUCGCCAAAUUCACAGCUUGUUCACCGUUGGCACUACCAGCUGACGUGGAGAGAAGGUGAUUCCAUAUCGAUGACGUGUCAGACGCUGCUAGAAGCCAGCGUGGACACGAAGUGCAUCACACGAGGAGAGGUCCGCUUCGUCUUCGGCCAUGGAGCUCGUAGCGAGCGGUGGCGCAAGAGAUGGAGCCCAUAUCAUUCCGUUGUUCCUGCCGUGGAAAGCUUGCCCAGAGAGAAAUAGAAAGGUCAUCGACAGUCGCUCUCACCAAUGACGAGAAGUUUGACAACCGAACGACCCAGAGGUUCGCAGGCGCAUCAUCACCCGUCCAUCUGAAUUUGAUUUCAUCGGGCUCCCAUCUCAUACUCUUCCCUCUAAUACUGCUUUCCUGCUCUGAAAUUGUCCAAACAAUCCCACAAUAUCUCAUCCCAAAAAUCCGCACCCACACGAUAGGAAUUGGGGCAAUGAUAUAGUCUAUAAUUGAGCGAACAAUCAAGGCAUGGAUGCGGAAUUUCUACGGGAAAGACGAGGUUCGGUGUGAAGGUUCUGGGUAGGAAGUAUGUCCGAACACGUUGAUGAUCGUGUCGGAAAUAUCCCGCAGGACACGUCUUUUUAUGCCAGUGUGUCUUGGAAUUCUGAAUGUCGGGAUGGAAAGCAUGCCCGCCCUCCCGCCUCUCCCAAGAGAUCUCUGCGCUGUUUUGCUCUGCUUUGCUUUUCUAUGCUUUAACGCUUUCUGGAAAGGGGCGCUUCGAAAGCUCUUUCAGCUCAAACCCUGAAAGGUGACAAAUACGUGACAAAUGUGCCCAAAUACCAUUUCUUGUUGGCAGCAGCUGUCUUGCAAAUUCAAGCAAGAUACAAGAUGUGUUCAAAUUUUUAUCAAUUUCUU